Molecule: messenger RNA, 2532 nt
Organism: Pezoporus flaviventris
Lineage: Eukaryota; Metazoa; Chordata; Aves; Psittaciformes; Psittacidae
Gene: HSP90AA1
Product: heat shock protein 90 alpha family class A member 1
Exons: 10
Coding region: 22-2208 (728 amino acids)
Biological process (GO): cellular response to heat; protein folding; protein stabilization
Cellular component (GO): protein-containing complex; plasma membrane; cytosol
Molecular function (GO): ATP-dependent protein folding chaperone; ATP hydrolysis activity; ATP binding
Source: RefSeq, a predicted model, not a curated record
UCAGCUUGUCCUGUCUUGUAGAUGCCGGAAGCUGUGCAAACUCAAGACCAACCAAUGGAGGAAGAGGUGGAGACAUUCGCUUUCCAAGCUGAGAUUGCUCAGUUGAUGUCUCUGAUCAUCAACACCUUCUACUCCAAUAAGGAAAUUUUCCUGAGGGAGCUGAUCUCCAAUUCAUCAGAUGCUCUGGACAAGAUAAGAUAUGAGAGCCUGACUGACCCAAGCAAACUAGAUUCUGGAAAAGACCUGAAAAUAAACUUGAUCCCAAACAAGCAUGAUCGCACUCUGACGAUUGUUGAUACAGGCAUUGGGAUGACCAAAGCUGACUUGGUCAACAACCUUGGUACAAUUGCAAAGUCUGGUACCAAGGCGUUCAUGGAAGCACUGCAGGCAGGGGCUGAUAUAUCUAUGAUUGGUCAGUUUGGUGUUGGCUUCUAUUCUGCCUACCUGGUCGCAGAAAAAGUGACAGUGAUCACCAAGCACAAUGAUGAUGAGCAGUAUGCGUGGGAGUCAUCAGCUGGAGGAUCUUUCACUGUCAGGCUUGAUAAUGGUGAACCUUUGGGCCGUGGGACAAAAGUCAUUUUGCAUCUGAAAGAAGAUCAGACUGAAUACCUGGAAGAACGGCGAAUCAAAGAAAUUGUGAAGAAGCAUUCACAGUUCAUCGGCUAUCCUAUUACACUGUUUGUGGAGAAGGAACGUGACAAGGAAGUCAGUGAUGAUGAGGCUGAGGAAAAGGAAGAAGAAAAAGAAGAGAAGGAGGAAAAGACAGAGGAUAAACCAGAGAUAGAGGAUGUUGGUUCUGAUGAAGAAGAAGAAAAGAAGGAUGGAGACAAGAAAAAGAAAAAGAAGAUCAAGGAGAAGUACAUUGACCAUGAAGAGCUGAACAAAACCAAGCCCAUUUGGACCAGGAACCCAGAUGACAUAACCAAUGAAGAAUAUGGGGAAUUCUACAAGAGUCUUACAAAUGACUGGGAAGACCACUUGGCUGUCAAACACUUCUCUGUGGAAGGGCAGCUGGAAUUCAGAGCUCUCCUCUUUGUCCCACGGCGUGCACCUUUUGAUCUGUUUGAAAACAGGAAGAAGAAGAAUAACAUCAAGCUGUAUGUACGCCGAGUUUUCAUCAUGGAUAACUGUGAGGAGCUGAUCCCUGAAUAUUUGAAUUUCAUGAGAGGUGUGGUGGACUCUGAGGAUUUACCUCUGAAUAUUUCUCGUGAAAUGCUGCAGCAGAGCAAGAUCCUCAAAGUGAUCCGGAAGAACUUGGUGAAGAAGUGUUUAGAACUCUUCACUGAGUUGGCUGAGGACAAGGAGAAUUACAAGAAGUUCUAUGAGCAGUUCUCCAAGAAUAUCAAGCUUGGUAUACAUGAAGACUCCCAAAACCGCAAAAAGCUGUCAGAAUUGCUGAGGUAUUACACAUCUGCAUCUGGUGAUGAAAUGGUGUCUCUGAAGGACUACUGCACUCGGAUGAAGGAAAACCAGAAACAUGUCUACUACAUCACUGGUGAGACAAAAGAUCAGGUGGCUAACUCUGCUUUUGUGGAGCGUCUUCGCAAGCAUGGCCUGGAAGUGAUCUACAUGAUUGAACCUAUUGAUGAGUACUGUGUGCAGCAGCUGAAGGAAUUCGAAGGCAAGACCCUUGUUUCUGUGACAAAGGAGGGUUUGGAGCUUCCAGAGGAUGAGGAGGAGAAAAAGAAGCAGGAGGAGAAGAAAGCCAAGUUCGAAAACCUCUGCAAAAUAAUGAAAGACAUACUUGAAAAGAAAGUAGAAAAGGUGGUUGUGUCCAACCGUUUAGUUACUUCUCCAUGUUGUAUUGUAACAAGUACAUAUGGCUGGACUGCCAACAUGGAGAGGAUCAUGAAAGCACAGGCCUUACGAGACAACUCCACAAUGGGAUACAUGGCAGCAAAGAAGCACCUGGAGAUUAAUCCUGAUCAUUCCAUUAUUGAAACUCUGAGGCAAAAGGCAGAGGCUGAUAAGAAUGACAAGUCUGUGAAGGAUCUUGUCAUCUUACUGUAUGAGACAGCGCUGCUGUCCUCUGGCUUCAGCUUAGAAGAUCCUCAGACACAUGCUAACCGUAUUUACAGGAUGAUUAAACUUGGUCUGGGCAUUGAUGAAGAUGAUACUGCUGCAGAAGAAGCUAGUCCAGCAGUUACUGAGGAGAUGCCACCUCUUGAAGGAGAUGAUGACACAUCACGCAUGGAGGAGGUGGAUUAAACGAGUUCGCAAGAAGUCAUGAAUGUUUCGUUGGCUAAUAACGAAUAAGUUAUAUUUUGUAUAUUAUGAAUGUUACCUGCCAAAAAAAAAUCUUAGACACUUUGUCUGCAUUCCCUCAUAUUUAUUUUCAAAGAUGUUAUACCUUUAUUUUUGUUACAUUGCUUUUUCAGCUGAUGUGAGAUACAAAUGCCAUUGAGGGAAUAUUUUCUUUUAACACUGUACAACCCUAAACAGGCAAGUAAGGAGUAAUUUUUGUCUCUAUUAGCUGGCUGCAGGUGGCAGGGUUUUUGACUUAUUCUUAAUUGCCAGAAAUGUGGGAAAGAG